UUGAUGUUGAUGUCAGCAUGGGGAUGAGCUUGGUGGGACUUGCGUUGGAUGACAGCUGAUCCCCUCCGUGGCGUAGAUGAUCAGCCAGAUCGGAUCAUCUGCAACGUGUACGAGUACUGACAGGCAGGGAAAAAACGCCUGAUCUGAUUUGUCUUAUGAGUAUUAUUAAAGCGAUUUUUAUGGCAGAAAGAAAACGGGCACCCGUUACAUCGUUAAAGUUCUUCUGCUGUUUUUGGUCGCGUCUUUUCAACAAGGCUGUGUAACCACACAUACAUUUGAGAGCACAGAGUCAGGUGAUGAGUGAACAUGGAGGCCGGAUCGGUGGUGCGUGCCGUGUUCGAGUUCCUGCCCAGCGUGUCAGAAGAACUUCCUCUGUUUACUGGUGAUGUCAUCGAAGUACUUAGCGUUGUCGAUGAAUUCUGGCUGCUUGGUGUCAAAGAUGGAGUCACGGGCCAGUUUCCCAGCACUUUUGUGGAAGCUGUUACAAUUCCAAGCACUAAGACAGGAGAGAAUCUGUAUGUGUGCAUCAAUGACUUUCAUUCUUCAGAGAUCGGAAACUUACCCUUAAAGAGAGGUGAUGUAGUUGCUGCUGAAGAUGCGGUGGAUGCGGUAUGGAUGAGAGGACGAAAUGCAUGGGGCUCACGUGGACUGUUCCCCACGUCGUGUGUUAAAGAGCUGGCGCUCUCGGGUCAAUCCAGGCAGCUUUCGGAGCGCAGUGCGGCUGCCCAGGCCUCCGAGCUCCCCCCGCAUGCCCUCGGUCAAGCCCGCGCUCUUAUGAGUCUCCACGCCCAGCUAGACGAGGAACUGGACUUUCGUGAGGGUGAUGUCAUCACCAUCAUAGGCCUGCCUGAGUCUGGCUGGUUCCAGGGUGAGCUGGACGGACGGACAGGGAUUUUCCCUGAGGGCUUCGUUGAGCUGUUCGCACCCCUGCGCUCGCCACAGGAGGAGCACGAACCUCAGAUCCUCGAACAGUAUUCGGCUUACAGCACGGAAGAAGAGGUGAGGGAUGAGGAGGAGAGAGAUGAGGAAAGUCCAGUGGAGACACAACAGCAGGUUGAAGAGGAGGAGGAGGAGGAGGAAGAAGAGGGAGCUGUUUAUGGUGUAGCACUUUAUGAAUUUCGGGCAAUUGAGCCUGGCGAGCUGGACUUUGAUGUUGGGGAUAGGAUACGUAUCCUGGCCACACAAGAAGAUGGUUGGUUGGAGGGGCAAAUACAUGGCAGGAGAGGAGUUUUCCCUCAUCGAUUUGUCAAGAUGGAGGGGCAGCUGCCAGUUGCACCACAACCAGAGACUUUAGUUAGGGAAAUUUGUGAGCCUGAGAGGCAUGAGGAGGAAGUGUUUUACACUCCAGAGUAUAUCUCGACGCCACAGGAUUACAUAAUUCCAGAAUACGGGCACGAUUGGGCUACUCAAGAAGACCACACAGUGUGGGACCUGGAUUACUUUGAGCGCAGAGAGGAAGAAAGAAAAGAGGAAGAUGUUCAAUGCUUGCUCUCCGAUAUAAAUUCUCAAGAGACAAAUACAAUGCAAAAUCCAUCACAAGUCCGAAGGAGAGAGAGACCCCCACCUCCUAACACACAACCCAACAAUGUGAGUAGCAUUGGAGUUCAAAGGACAAGCAAAGGCAGUCACACUCGCCCCCAGUUGCCUCCUAGACCCAGUCUGCACGCCCUUAGCAACAGACAGUACAGCACCAGUUCCCACACCAGCUUACGAGAACCUCCACGAGCACCACCCACUAAAACCUCACCCAAUUCCACCUGGACAAGAAACAAAGGCCACUAUGCCUCUCAUGAUAGCAGACUUCCCUUCAGCAGUAAAAUUUCGACUCGAUCUGGUCGAAACCAGAAGAAUAGGCAGAAGGUGACCCGGCACGCAAGCAUCAAUGAUGCAGACCUUAUAUCCAAUGGUCGCAGGGACCGCGAUGCAUGGUCACAGGGAUCGAGCUCCAAUGGAUUACCCACAUCUCAGACGACUGGGGCUGAGAAUCUGUCACCUGGUGAUCUUGAAGCCAAGCUCUCCCAGCAGCUGAUCGAGUUCGAAAACAGUUUACCGGGUCGAGGGAACGGAACGACAGAACAGAGCCGAUGGGAGGAGCUCAGCGCCGGAUGGGGCAACAAAGUUUCCCGCCACUACUCCAUUAUGGACUACAGCAGUGAGAAUGACAUCAUUCGUGGCUCCUCCCACUCCCCAGUCGACCACCUGUUCCUCCACACUCCCUCCCCAGCUGGCUCCGCCCCCUCCUCUCUGGAGAGGCAAAAAUCGCUACGCCCACCUCCUCCUCGACCACGGGUCCUAAGGCCACCAGCUCCUAUUACUCAUCAGCCUUACAAACCGGCACGGCCAGCACCACGCCCACCUCCUCCAUGCCUCCGCCCACCUCAACCCGCAUCCAACCCCUUCUACCAUACACCAGAAGAGGAUGAGGUAGUUGAGGAGGUGGAGGAUGCAGAGGAUGCUCUAGAGAAAGAGAUGGAGAGAGAAAGAGAGAGAGAAAAGGAGCAGUACAGGUUGCUUCUGAGGCUGGAGGAGGAUGCAGAGGAUGCUCUGGAGAAAGAGAUGGAGAGAGAAAGAGAGAGAGAAAAGGAGCAGUACAGGUUGCUUCUGAGGCUGGAGGAGGUGGAGAAAGACAUUGAUAUUUACUCUCACACAGCUCAGGAGCUUCAGGCCAUGCUGGAAGAGGAGCAGGAUGAGACCUCAAGACAACAAGCAUUAGAAAAUCUGGAGUUCUGCACGUAUACCAUGGAAACACUGACUCUGGAACAGCAGCAACUACAAGAGAUGACCCUACUCGCCUCUCAGCCCAAGUCUCUUGAACCAUCCCCUGCAUCAGCGGCCACCACUGAAGAUCCUGAACAGAGGAUGCUGGAGAAGAGAUUAAAAGUCAUCGAUGAGCUUCUGCAGACAGAGCACGACUUCAUUAAGGAUCUUCAGAUGUGUGUCAAGGAGAUCAUUCAGCCUCUGCAGGAGAAACAGGUCCAGAGUAUUGACUUUGACGGUCUCUUUGGAAACAUCAACUCCGUAAUCGACCUCUCCCGUCGACUUUACAAGAGUCUCCAGGAUACAGACUCCAUAGGUAAUGUGUUCUUGGAAUACAAAAGUGAAUUGGAAGAGGUUUACAAGGUCUAUUGCCAAAAUCACGAUGAUGCUAUCUCAUUACUGGAGGCCUAUGAAAAGGAUGAGAACAUCCAGAAACACGUGCUCGAGUGUCUGGAGAAGCUCAGAGGGAUAUACCGUGAGUGGGGAAAGACGAACUACAUUAAUCUGGGUUCCUUCUUGAUAAAGCCGGUUCAGAGAGUAAUGCGAUACCCGCUGCUGCUGAUGGAACUGCUCAACACCACACCAGAGUCACACCAUGACCGCAAACAACUCACAGAGGCUGUCAUGUCCAUCAAAGAAAUCAAUGUUAACAUCAAUGAAUACAAGAGGAGAAAAGAUCUUGUGGUGAAGUAUCGCAAGGGUGAUGAAGAUCGACUCAUCGACAAGAUCUCAAAGCUGAGUAUGCACUCCAUCAUCAAGAAGUCCAACCGAGUAAGCAGCCAUCUGAAACACCUGACUGGAUUUUCACCUCAGAUUAAAGAUGAAGCUUUCGAUGAAGCAGAGAAAAGAUUCAGACUCCAGGAGCGACUGAUUAAAUCCUUCAUCAGGGAUAUAUCCCUCUAUCUACAGCAUAUAAGGGAGUCUGCGUCAGUGAAGGUGCUGGCCGCCAUCAGUUUCUGUGACGUCUAUACAGAACGACAACAGCAGAUGGAUCCUGAACGCUUCCAGAAAGCUCAUCGGUGUAUCAGCGACAAACAGUUUACAGAAUUUAAAGAGAGGACAGAAGCUCUGGUCAUCGCUCCCCUCACCCAGUUGCUCAACAUGUUCGCCGGGCCGCACAAACUGAUACUGAAGCGCAAAGACAAGCUUCUAGACUACGACAACUGUAAGGAGCGCGCGGAGAGGUUAAAAGACAAACGCGUUCAAGAGGAACUCCAGGCCGCCAGGAACAACUACGAAGCCCUGAACGCCCAACUGCUCGAUGAGCUGCCGAAAUUUCACCGCACGGCCGAAGAGCUGUUUAUUAGCUGCGUGAGAGGCUUCUCCCAGGCCCAGAAAGACUUCAUCUCGCUCACAGUGCGAGAGCUCACGCCACUACUGCAGCUGUCUGGAUUGGCUGGUACAGAAGGGAAUCUGGUAUCCUUGUUUCAAGAGGAACACACACGGGUGAUGGAUUUACUCCAGAGCUUCAGUUUCUUCCCUGACAACCUUCCCACUACUGUGCGCAAGACGAUUGAAAAGAAGACUGUGGAAAAACAGAGCUCCAAGAAAAUUCAAGGCCCUCCAAACUACGUGCUGCAGACCGACAAGCAACGAGCCGGGCUUUUGGCAAGAUACGGACCAGAAAAACUCUUCCAGGCUGAGAGGAACUUUAAUGCAGCACAAGACCUGGAUGUGUCUUUACUGGAGGGGGAUAUGGUGGGUGUCAUCAAACAACAAGAUCCCAUGGGCAGUCAGAACCGCUGGCUUAUAGACAAUGGAGCUACAAAGGGCUUCGUGUACAGUUCGUUCCUAAAGCCCUACAACCCGCGCACGAGCCAGUCAGAUGUUUCCAUAGAGAGUCAGUCAUCAAAUGAGUCGGGCUACGGUGGCUCCUCCCCUAGGUUCUCACGGCAGAACAGCGACAGCACUCUCGUCUUCAACCAAGAAGCAGCGACUGUCAGCUUCUCGACGGCCACGCCUCCCCUCCAAACACACACUCGCCAUGACACGACCCCUAGGAAAAACAGAGAGGCCUCCACCAAUCAGAGAGAUUCCCUCGACCCCACCUACAGAAACUCCCCAAAUGGCAAAGAACCGUCUGAGACAGCCUUACGUAUUAACAGGGACUAUGAACCUUCAUACAGAAGUCCCACCAAUCACAGAGACUCUUUAGACUCAGGUCAGAUCACUCCGACCAAUCACAGAAACCCCUCGGACUUCUCAGAGACGGACUCCUCCAAUAGGAACUCUAGAUACGAGUCGUCUUCGAGGUACAGCAAUGGUUCAAACGGUUCGCUGCAGAGACGAAAUGGAGAUUAUUCGGUACAGCAGAAGAGUCCACAGUUCCCUCCUGAUGAAUAUAUAGAUCCAGAACCAGAGAUGGAUGGCAACCAGAUAUAUUAUGCGCUCUACUCAUUCAGUGCCCGGUGUUCGAAUGAACUCAGCGUUUCAGCCAAUCAGAGGGUCCGAAUUCUUGAGUUCCAGGACAUGAAUGGAAACCAGGAGUGGUGGCUUGGCGAGGCCGGGGGGCGAAGGGGUUACAUCCCAUCCAAUUACAUACGCAAAUCGGAGUACACAUGAUCUUUAGCCACACCGGACGACAACUCAGUGAGGAGAAAAACACUACAAUAGGACAUGUUUGUGCCUUAACUAUUACGGAAAUGCACUGAUGUGGUGAACUGGUUAUUGCUGCCAAUACUGGAUGAAAAACAUCACCAUAAUAAAAGCAUUUAAUGCUCCAGUCUCUGUAUUUUGUAGAAGUGAAUGUAACUCAUGUGUGCCUCCUAGUGGUUAAAGAAGGAAUAGCACACGACUGUAAAACGUUUGGGUUGGGCGUGCCUAAUCUACCAGGGUACUCCGGUUAUAGUGUUAGCGCUUAAAUGCUCGGUAGAGAGCUUAAAUCUCUUGAAUGUUUAAGAGUGGACUUGUUUAGGACGUGUGUAUGACACUGGAGAGAGACUUAUGUUGAUCUUCCAGUACUGGCAUGGUGGUGAUGCCCGUAAGCAUGCGCGAGUAAAUGAAUGAGUGUUUGUGUGUUAGAGACAAAUGCAUUGAGUUGAGUGUGUUUGAAUCAUUACAGCUCUCAGAUCAUAGCAAUAUUAUCACUGGUGACUGUUUCAUAUUCCUGAAAAAUACAUAAAUGAAAUGCAGCAGACACUUUUUUAAGGUACAGUGUUUUUUUACCUUUUUACUUUUGAUAGCAUUGAGUUUGCACUUGUGAAUGAAUUUGCAAAUUUAUCCUGUUGUUUUGAGCGGUUUAUAAGGGCACCAUUGAGCUAAUUUUUUGAUGUGAUCCCUAAAAUAUGAUCCUCCUGUCAUAUUUAUCUGAUGCUGUAUAUACUGAGAAUGUUCUUCUGCACUCCAGUGUCAACUGAUCUGUUUCUCUUCUUUUGAAUACAAAUAAAUCAGUUGAA
Messenger RNA from Paramisgurnus dabryanus, 6152 nucleotides. It is a transcript of the gene dnmbp, whose product is annotated as dynamin binding protein. The record is from RefSeq and is a predicted model, not a curated record. Gene Ontology annotation, biological process: cilium assembly; intracellular signal transduction. Gene Ontology annotation, molecular function: protein binding; guanyl-nucleotide exchange factor activity. Lineage: Eukaryota; Metazoa; Chordata; Actinopteri; Cypriniformes; Cobitidae. Gene Ontology annotation, cellular component: cytoplasm.